Messenger RNA from Didymodactylos carnosus, 879 nucleotides. The record is from the annotation of a GenBank genome assembly. NCBI's taxonomy places the organism in Eukaryota, Metazoa, Rotifera, Eurotatoria, Philodinida, Philodinidae.
CUACAACCAAAUUUGCUAAAUACUUUUAUACUCAUCUUCUUCGCUCAGUUUAUUCCAAAAUAGCUUUACACAAAAGCUGAAAAGUCAAUAAAAUUUCCACUGAAUGUUGCAGUGAUGCUUUUUUUAUCUGCCCACAUUCUGAGUUUUUCUCAAAUUCCCACAACGUAUAAAAAUAGAAUAUAGAAGGUUUUGUAGAAUGAAAAAUGUUCCAUUUUGCUGAGCCCAGAAUAGAAUCUUCAGACUGUAUUCCAGUGCCAGAAAAAAGAAACAAAGUAUUUCGUACUUUCUACGCCACCUGUAAGAGUUUCAUUCAUAAAGAGGGCACUUUUACUUGACAAACUCUGCAAAACAUUUGAAGAGACUAUAGACGUACAUCAGAAGUAUUUAUUCCUACAAUUUAAAACUCAGUUUGUCGUAGCUAAUCUAAGUCGAAUAGUUCACAAAAAAUCGAGGUCAGAAAAUGUUUCAUUUUUACUAUGGAAAGAUUUUUUCCCUUUUCAUAUAGAUAAUUCAUCGUCUGCUAACAAAUACAUCUAUUAUACGAGAAAUGAUAAAAAGAAGUCUAAUAAAUAAUAGUAUCCAUGCACAAGAAUAAUUACUAUUAAAAAAAAUGUCUUAUUAUUAAUUAGAUCUCAAAGAUCGUCGAGAACAAAGUGGAUAUUGUUUCCAUGGACUUGUUAUUUUAUCCUAUGUACUCGUUGUUAUUACAUUUCCACUAUCAUUAUGUUUUUGUAUGAAAAUUUUGACAAAAGAUUCUGUGACUGUUGCUGUCGAUGCUGUUGUCUACUUUCGAAUAUUUAAUGCUGUUAUAUCAAUAACGAAUGUUGAAGAUGCGGCAAAAUCUACAAAGUCAUUAGCUGCCACUACACUGAGAAAUGU